AUGGGCCUUGUGCUCCUCUUGCCUACUCUCUUGGCGGCGCUCACGGCUUUCUCGUCACCGCCGCCGCCGCCUGUCCCGCACUAUCUCGCCGAGUCGCUCACCUACGAUUGGUGGGCCUCGUUGAGUCGCCGUCCGUUUGUCUUUGCCAACGGCUCGAGCGGUGGCGAGAUCCCAUUCAUGGAGCCCCGAUCAUCGCCGGCUGACGUCGAUGCUCUCCUGGACGCCAUGUAUCGUGCCGAGCGCGCCGCCGCCGCCGCCACCCAGUCUGCAGGCUUUGUCUCCAAGGCACAUGCGGCUGACUUUGCGUACUCGCUUCCGCUUGGUGCCCUCGAGCUCCACAACGUCAGCUGGGCAACCGACACCCUCUCUGUGGCGGCAACGCUUCAGUUUGGCCCGUCGAUGGAUCUGUUUGCGGUUGUCGACGGCGGUGCGCGUGGGAUGAAGAUGCUCGGCAUGCUUGCGGAACCUCUGCUAGCUGCACUCAACGCUACCUUUGCCAUCUACCCCGCGUACCAGACCCUACCGUCGACCAACGACGCGCUGGCGGUCCCGUCCUGGCUUCUGUGGUCCGGCACAUACGCCAUGUACGGCCAAGCGCUCUCAUGGAUGCUCCCGCUCUUUGCGUGCAUGCUUGUGGAAGAGCGUGCCUCGUCGUAUCUCGAGUACAUGCGAGUGUACGGUCUGCAAGCAACAACGUACUGGACGGCGUAUGUGGCGUUCAGCUUUGCCGAGUAUGUUCCGAUCAUGCUCCUUUGCCUCGGCCUCGGCAUCGCGUCGGGUGACCCGCUUUUUACUUACGGUCUCGGCGGCACGUUGGGCAUCUCGCUGCUGUGGGGCGUGACACUGGUCGGCCUCGCCUUGGUCCUCUCUGCGGUCUUCUCGUCGACGCGCAUGACCGGCGCCGUGCUGUACGUGGCGGUCUUUCUGGCUCCGGCCUUUGAGCAGGCUGUCCAGACCCAGGCUCUGACCUCGGAUUGGCCGGCCUACCUCUUGCUCGUCUUUCCGCCAGCUGCGUUUAUGCGAGCGCUUUUCUUGUGGAACCAGUACAUGCUGGUUUCGAACGGCAUGGGCUAUCAGACGGCGGCAUCGCUCGGCGCGAUGGCCUCGGCAAGCCGGCUCAAGUCCAAGCUGGUGCUCUCGUUGGGCAUGCUGGCUGUGGAAGCGGUUGCGCUCAUGGCGUGCGGCCUGUACCUCAACCGGGUUCUCCCGCUCCGCGGCGGCGGCAUUGCCAAACACUGGCUCUUCUGCUGCUCGCGGAAGAGUGCAAGCGGUGGACCAAGUCACGGCGAGCUGUGGGGCGACGACGAGGCCAGCUCACCAAGACGAGUCCACGCUGCGCUUACUUCUGUCCUUGUGCGUGAGGAACGGAACGCGGCUCACGCGCGCGAGGCGCGACUUGCAGGCCUGCGGGCGUUUGCGGACUCUGCGCGACGACAGGCGCUCGGGUUUGGGCGAGAGGUGCGAUCCGCUGAUGGAUCGCACUCGUCUGGUGGCGAGCCCGAGCUCGGUUCAGCGUGGGUAGCGGAUCCAAUGUGGGAGCCGGAUCUCAACGGCGAGCCUGUCAUUGUUGCUGAGCGGCUGUGCAAGACGUACACCUCUGGCCGGCGUGCCAAGCACGCGGUCGAGGACCUCACGCUCAACAUCAGUGGCCGGGUCUUUGGCCUGCUGGGGCCCAACGGAGCCGGCAAAACGACCCUGAUCAAGAUGCUGAUGGGAGUUCUCAAGCCGAGCUCAGGAGUGGUGCUUGUGGGUGGGCAUGCUGUGACCGACAAUCCGGACGCUAUCGCGCCGCUCAUCGGAGUCUGUCCACAGACCUGCGUCCUCUGGCCGGAGCUCACUGUGGUCGAGCACGUGCGAUUCUUUGCGCGGCUCCGGGGCAUCCCUCCUCACCUCCUGGAGACCCAUGUGGCAUCUGCACUGGCCCAAGUGCAGCUCAACGCGCCGCAGAUGCGCGCAUCGAGGGCGGCUACGCUCUCGGCUGGCGUCCAGCGGCGGCUGACGCUCGCAGUGGCGCUUCUGGGCUCGCCGCGCAUCCUUUUCCUGGACGAGCCGACGGCAGGCCUCGAUGCUGGCUCGAGGCGUGCGCUUUGGGACGUGCUCGCGCGGAUCAAGAACUCUCGAACCCUCGUCCUCACCACGCACUCGAUGGAAACGGCAGAGCGUCUCUGUGACACCAUCGGCAUCAUGUCACGUGGCCGGCUCAUCUGCUGCGGCACGCCUCGCGAGCUCAAGGACGAGUUUGGCUCUGGGUACCGGCUGACGCUAGUCACGACCAACGACGCCCACGCCAUUGCCGCGCUCCGGACCUUUGUGCGUGAUCUGCUGCCUGCGGCAAACUUGGUCCAUGCUUUUGGCGGCCGCAUGGUGUUUUCGGUCCCGCGGCUAGGAGUCCCGCUUGCCUCGAUCUUCCGCGAUGUCGCCGCCGUCCAGGACGAGCUGUGCAUCCUCGACUGGUCUCUCUCGCGCACCACCCUCGAGGACACAUUUAUCCAGAUCGUCAACGCCGACGAACUCGAAACGGCCGCCACAGCCACUUCGCCCGACCGCAGCUGA
Molecule: messenger RNA, 2553 nt
Organism: Thecamonas trahens ATCC 50062
Lineage: Eukaryota; Apusomonadida; Apusomonadidae
Product: ATP-binding cassette transporter
Exons: 2
Coding region: 1-2553 (850 amino acids)
Biological process (GO): transmembrane transport; lipid transport
Cellular component (GO): membrane; intracellular membrane-bounded organelle
Molecular function (GO): ABC-type transporter activity; ATP hydrolysis activity; lipid carrier activity
Source: RefSeq, a predicted model, not a curated record